Messenger RNA from Oryctolagus cuniculus (rabbit), 5061 nucleotides. Lineage: Eukaryota; Metazoa; Chordata; Mammalia; Lagomorpha; Leporidae. The record is from RefSeq and is a predicted model, not a curated record.
AGGGAUUAUCUUGUGCUCACUCUAGGUUUAACACAUGCUAUUUGGAGACCACUAUAUAGACUUGGCCUUAAUUCUGAAUUUCUCCAACAUGAAUAGAAUUAUUUUUACUUAAAUAAGAGUAAAACCUGUAAAGUUGAAAUGUUGAGAUAAACAUUACCAUGAUUAAUUAUUUAAGAGCCUAAAUAAAACAGUAUCAAUUUAUGAGACACUACUUUACAAAGAUCUAUUCAGCCUAAACUGAAAAAAAUACAUACCUGUUUUAUUUUUUUCUUGCCACUUGCUAGUGUGAUUAAAGAAAAUUCAUUGUAAGUAUAAAAAACAUAACCAGUCACUUUAUUUUUUUAUGUCUUAAAUUCUAUAUUGUUAAUUCCAUUUUGUCUAUGCUUUAUUACUUGAAUAAUCAAACUAAUUGAUAUAUUCUGAAGUUUUCUAUUAUGUGAAAAUAUUUGUGAAAAGGAUAUCACUUGACCAUUAUAAAGUUUCAAUGAUCUAAGACUAUUUUUAAAUUUACUGUGUAUGACUAAAGUUGAAUAUUUUUCAUUUUUUAUUGUUUAUAGCCCUUACUAUAGUCCUGCUGAACUACGACCAUUUUACUUUUUUAAAAAGAUUUAUUUAUUUGCUUGAAAAGUCAGAGUUACAGAAAGGCAGAGGUAGAGGCAGAGGCAGAGAGAGAGAGAGAGAGAGAGAGAGAGUCUUCCAUCCGUUGGUUCACUCCCUAAAUGUCCACGGCAGCAAGCAUUAGGCCAGGCCAAAGCCAGGAACCAGGAGUAUCAUCUGUGUUUCCCAUGUGUGUGCAGGGGCUCAAGGACUUGGGGCAUCUUCUGCUGCUUUCCCAAGGAACUGGAUUGGAAGUGGAGCAGCUGGGACUUGAACCAGUGCCCAUAUAAGAUGCUGGUAUGCAAGUGGCGGCUUAACCUGUUAUGCCACAAUGAGAGCCCCUUUUGUAGUUCUAUAUCAAUUUUGUGAUUAUCUUUUUUAAAUUGAUGUAAAGAAUGUAACUGGUACUUAGAUAGGAAAUUGCUUUGAAUGCUAAUUGCUCUAAUUCAUGACUAUGGAAUAUCUUUUGAUUUAUUUGUGACCUCUUCAACUUCUUUUUCUUAAUUUUUUGAAGAUACUUUUCACCUCCUUGAUAACAUUUAUUUCUAAUUUAUUUUUGGUGUUAUUUUAAAUAAAAUUGCUUUCUUAAUAUCAUUUUAAGACAAUAUACUAUUAUUGCAUGGAAACACUUCUGAGUUUUAUUAUUGAUUUUGUACCAUGAAAACUUAGCUGAAUUUAAUUAUUAGUUUCAACCAUUAUUAUGGGUGGAGUCUGCAGUGUUUUCUGUAUAUAAGAUCAGCCAAAAUUCUCUGACAAGGAUUUCUAGUAUUUAGUUGAAUGAAAGUGGUGAAAGUGAGCAUCCUUCUUUUGUUCCAGAUAUCAGAUAACAAUACAUUAGCUUUUCCUCCUCCUGCUUGGCACUAAUUAUGGAUUUUUUUAGAUGGUCUUUAUGAAUUCAGAUUAGUUCCUUCUAUACCUCAUUUGUUGAGUGUUUUGUCAUGAUACGCUGAAUUUUAUCAAAUGCCCUGUUUCUCCUGUUAUUUACUUCUAGUUUCUCCCAUUGUGAUCAGCAAAGAUACUUGAUAUAAGCCAGAAGGAGGUGCAGUGGUCUGGUUCCAAGGCCAAGAGGAGGCAUACACAGCUGGUCAGUUGCACCUGUGCGUGCUGCUUGGGUGGGGAACGGUAGCAGUCUGGCUUGUGUACUGGCAGGAGGAAGAUGUGCAGAGUUCGUUGGCCAAUGGCUCUGUGCAUUGUGACCUCAUGGUGGGGGCAGAGGUAUGGUGAAAUAAUACAAGAACCACAGAGAUUGUUAUAAUGUCUAUGUGCUCCCAGAGCAGGACACAUUUUAGCCUUGACUUCAUUUCUGAGAUCACUCCAUGCAGCAGUAAUGUAGUGCAAGAGGUGUCAGAAGCACAUUGUAGGCUCCUUAAAUGAUAUUGUUCAUAUUGAUACUGUUCAUAUCAGCAGUGCAGCUAAGGAACAGAUGAAAAGGUACUUACAACAGUUCACACUUUGUUUUUUGUUAUUAUUCAGAUUGAAAAAGAUGGAGACAGAGAACAGCACAAUGGUGACAGAGUUCAUCCUCCUUGGUCUGACCCAAUCUCACACUGCUCAACUCCUGGUCUUUGUGUUAGUCUUAAUUUUCUACCUCAUCAUCCUCCCUGGAAAUUUCCUCAUCAUUCUCACCAUCAGAUCAGACCCCGGGCUCUCAGCCCCCCUCUACUUCUUCCUGGGCAACCUGGCCUUCCUGGACGCCUCCUACUCCUUCAUUGUGGCUCCCAGGAUGCUGGUGGACUUCUUCUCUGAGAAGAAGGUCAUCUCCUACAGAUGUUGCAUAACUCAACUUUUCUUCUUGCACUUCCUUGGAGUAGGAGAGAUGUUUCUUCUUGUUGUGAUGGCCUUUGACCGCUACAUUGCCAUAUGUCGGCCUUUACACUAUUCAACUGUGAUGAAGCCUAGAGUUUGCUAUGCAUUAUUGUUGGCCCUGUGGAUUGGGGGCUUUGCCCAUUCGAUUGUACAAGUUGCCCUCAUCCUGAACUUACCUUUCUGUGGCCCAAACCAGCUGGAUAACUUCUUCUGUGAUGUACCUCAGGUCAUCAAGCUGGCCUGCACGGAUACCUUUGUGGUGGAGCUACUGAUGGUCUCCAACAGUGGCCUUCUCACUCUCCUAUGCUUCCUAGGACUUUUAAUAUCCUAUAUGGUCAUCCUAUGUCAUGUUAAAGGACACUCCUCUGAACGAAAAAACAAGGCUAUCUCCACCUGUACCACACAUAUCAUCAUCGUGUUUCUCAUGUUUGGACCAGCCAUCUUUAUCUACACUCGCCCCUUCCAGGCUUUCCCAGCUGACAAAGUGGUGUCUCUCUUCCACACAGUCAUCUUUCCUUUGAUGAAUCCUGUGAUUUAUACACUUCGCAACAGGGAAGUGAAAGCUUCCAUGAAGAAGUUGAUAAAUCAGCACAUAGUUCUAUGAAUGAAUUGCAGGAUGAGAAAUGUAAGCACUAGAAAGUACAGUUGGAAUUAAGUAAAUUAUCCAUUCAUGCACUGAAUCAUGCAGUUAUUUAACAAAAAAUAUUUUUAAGUUCUUCCAAUUUUCAUGCACUAUUCUAAGCAUAUAAAUGAGAUGCAUAAGAUUCCAGGUUACCUAGGAUUAUUUGCAAGUGGAUAUAAGAAAGUUAAAUAUUAAAUUUUAAAAACUCAUAUCAUAAUGAAAUAGUAUUCUGAAGCCAGUCAAGAAUAAUAUUAUGCUAGAGAUUGCUUGGGAAGUGGUUAUUUUUAUCUUGGUCAUCCAUCAAUGUCUUUGAUUAAUGUUUAGUUGACAACAAUAUGAUUGGAAGAAAACUUUAUGCAAUUAUUUGUGGGAAAAUCUCAAGCAAGGAGUGAUAACUAGUGCAAAGACCAGAGCUCUUGCAAUCUUGAUACAUCUGGGGAUCAUAAGGAAGGACAGAGUAUCUUUGGUAGAGCUAAUGAGUGUCAAGGUGUCAGGAAUUAAGUUGGAGACGUUGGAAAGGCGAAAAUCUUGUAUUUUAUGCAAUUAAAAAAGCUCAAUUUAUUCAAAUUUUGAACAGAGGACCAUUUAAAUGUAAUACAUAAUCUGUCCUACUUAAGGGAAGAAUCACAAGAUUCUGGAUAAAAGAUUAUGAGUAGUAAAAUAUCAUUAAGUUGAAAUACCAUGCUGUUAAGUAUUUGUAAGGGCACUUAAAGACCCAAUUAUUUUUCCUAAAAUUUGAGAGUUUAUUUUUUUUCUGAUGAUUAUUAUUUGCCUUAGGCAUUUGAGUUCACUCACAAAUGAUUUCAACCUUAAUUCUGACUAUUUUUUAUGAUAGUCAACAUUUAGCUGCAGAUAACAAAAUCACUGUGAUGGUUUACGAUUAGUUGGGUUAACAUAAGGCACCAAAUUUUCCUAAAAUAAUCUAAAAAAAGUAUAAAAUCAAGCUUUGACCUUGCCAUCUGGUGAUAAGUCUCAAGUGAUUAUCAACAGAUUGGUCUACUAAGGACUUACUAUUGUUACAGCCAUUAUGGCUUUAGGGAUACAGAGGUCAUUUUUCAGACCACAGCACUUCUCUAGAGCUUCUCAAGAAUUACUGGACAUCAUCACAUGAAUCAGAACCUAUACAUUCAGUGGUGCCCCUGGAUAUUUCCCUCAUUUCUAAAUUCAUAUGUUAUAUAAAUGAAUCUGAAGUUAUAGUAAUACAGCAAGGUCUAAUUUUAAUCCUGGAGGUAAAUGGAUGAGCAAGAGACAGACUGAGUCUUAAGAAAAUUUCAUGUCAACUUCAACUCAACUGAAUCUCUUAUAUUAAGAUUAAGGCGUCCAGCGCUGCCGCUCACUAGGCUAAUCCUCUGCCUUGCAGCGCCAGCACACCGGGUUCUAGUCCCGGUUGGGGCACCGGAUUCUGUCCCAGUUGCCCCUCUUCCAGGUCAGCUCUCUGCUGUGGCCAGGGAAGUGCAGUGGAGGAUGGCCCAAGUGCUUGGGCCCUGCACCCCAUGGGAGACCAGAAGUAUCUGGCUCCUGCCAUCGGAUCAGCGUGGUGUGGCGGCUGCAGUGCGCCGGCUGUGGCGGCCAUUGGAGGGUGAACCAACGGCAAAGGAAGACCUUUCUCUCUGUCUCUCUCUCUCACUGUCCACUCUGCCUGUCAAAAAAAAAAAAAAAAAGAUUAAGGCAAGUUUGUAAAAAUUGCCUCUAUUGACACUUUGGGCCUAAUAAAAUAUUAUGAUGGGCUGAGCUGUACACCAUAGAUUGUUCAGCCACAUUUCUUACCUCUACUUAGUAUGUGACAGUAAUAUCUCCUCAACUGUGUGAUAAUCAAAAUGUCUACACAUGUUAAAAAAUGCACUGGGUGGGCAAUUCAACCUAGUCUUGAAGAGCACUGGAUUAAGGGAAUAAGGCUCAUGACAUUGAUUUAAAGUGAACCUUGAUUGAUUUAUGGGUGAACCUUGACAUUGAUUUAUGGGUGAACCUUGUUUUGAGAUAAAUAAACUGAACUGGAGUCUUUAUAAUACAUAAUUAUUAAUAAACUGUAGCCAUAU